Molecule: messenger RNA, 4758 nt
Organism: Dama dama (fallow deer)
Lineage: Eukaryota; Metazoa; Chordata; Mammalia; Artiodactyla; Cervidae
Gene: CCR6
Product: C-C motif chemokine receptor 6
Exons: 7
Coding region: 1430-2557 (375 amino acids)
Biological process (GO): chemotaxis; G protein-coupled receptor signaling pathway; immune response
Cellular component (GO): membrane
Molecular function (GO): C-C chemokine receptor activity
Source: RefSeq, a predicted model, not a curated record
CAGGGGAAAGACUCAGACGCUGCCUGAAGGUGAAGGAGAGUAAGGAUGUGAGCGCAGCCUGUGGCUCUGGGGCAGACCCGUUUUGCUCUGACCAACUUUACGGGCAAGCCGUGACACCCGAAGCAUCUCCGGGGAUUGCGGUGACACCCGAAGCAUCUCCCGGGAUUAGAGGUGGGCGUGGAUCUGGGUGAAGCCCACAGUUCUAAUUAUCCCUGCCUUGGCAUUCCAUCCACCCCCGGCCACUGCUUCCUAAGAGUGCAAAUUGGCCACAGAAGGUUUCUUCACAUUUUCUGCCCACUUAGAGAGAUCUCAGGCCCCGGACCUCUUCUCUUAUCCAUCUAUACCUUCUCCCUUGGUGAUCUCAUCCACCCGAGAGCUCAUGGCUCCUAAAUUUACCUCUCCAGCCAGCGCUGUCCUCGGAGCUUUAUAUUCAGUCACAGCGACAACACUUUGGCCUAGAAAGCUUCUCAGCACGUAAUGGAGCUCAGACUGUCCCCAGACUGAACAGUUGCCCUGGGGGUACAGAUGCUCACAGGUCAAGUGACGACACCACGGCUGCAAACGGUAGGAAAUGGGGUAUUCCUCCUUAUGACUGGGUUAUGCCUUCUUCUGGAGAUGAUCGCUGACCUACAUUAUUUUCAAUGUGCUGAUUCUCUAUUUAUCACCUUCACCUUUAAAGCAUAGUCAUGUGUGUGUGUGUGUGUGUGUUUUAGGCUUUUUGUUCUUUACAGCCCAGAAUGUGAGUAGUUGUCUAUAAAGUUCAUUAGGCAUUAUGUGAAACUUUUCAGAGAACUUUGUAGUCAUUCUGAUUAAUUUGCAAUUUCCAAGAAGAAUAAAAAAUAUUCCACAGACCAAUAAUUCUGAAACAAGAAAAAAAAAUUUUUUUUUCUCUAAAAUUGAAAUUUUAUGUGACCUAGUUGCAUAAGCUUGCCUUCCUCCCCCCAUCUUAUUUUCUGCCUUUCUAUGACCUGAGGUAUGCGCUAGAGGAAUAAGGUUUGUGGUGAGGCGUUCCCCACACCGCCCAGCACGUGGGCGCAGAAUGAGCGGAGGGACACCGGAGGCGCAGGCCCUAGAGAGUCCGCCUCCGAGCCGCUUCCGUCAGCACCGGGCCGGGGGCUUUAGGCUGGUGCAGAGAAGUCUGAGGAUUCGAGACCUGAGCUUCGCCAGGGACAGCUCUGGGGCCCUUCCUUUGUGCAAUAAGAAGCUACUCCUCUGUCGUGACCAUUAGAAAGUGCGCCUGGAGAGAGGUCACAGUGGGGAUGCCCGCGCCUGGGGCAUCGUGAGGGCCUUGUACCGCUCCGUGCACUCCGGACCACGGCCUUUUGGAGAUUCACGUCUCUCCUGUUCUCCCCACUGUGAGCCAAAGGAGGUGAAAAGUCUGCUGCCUUCUGUUCCAGGCCCAGCCUUUCUGCCCAGAUCGAGCACCAGGAUGAGAGGGGAACCAAUGAAUUCCACCAACAUCUACGAUUCAAAUGAGGACUACUUUGGAUUAGCUAACAGUUCGGAUUACUUACUGGAUGAUGACAGCUUUCUGUGCUCCCUGCAGGAGGUCAGAAGUUUCUCCGGGCUCUUCGUGCCGGUAGCUUACUCCUUGAUAUGCGUCUGUGGUCUCCUGGGCAAUAUUCUGGUGGUUGUCACCUUUGCCUUUUAUAAGAAAGCCAAAUCUAUGACGGACGUUUAUCUCUUGAACAUGGCCGUGGCGGACAUACUCUUUGUCCUCACCCUCCCCUUCUGGGCUGUCAACCACGCCACCGGUGAGUGGAUUUUCAGCAACACCAUCUGCAAACUGACCCGGGGCAUCUACGCCGUCAACUUCAACUGCGGCAUGCUGCUGCUGGCCUGCAUCAGCCUGGACCGCUACAUCGCCAUCGUGCAGGCCACCAAGUCCUUCCGGCUCCGCUCCAGAGCCUUGGCGCACCACAAGCUGAUCUGCUUGGCGGUGUGGGUGGUGUCUGUCCUCAUCUCCAGCUCGACCUUCACGUUCAACCAGAAGUACAAGCUGCAGGGCAGCGACGUGUGCGAGCCCCGGUACCACGCCGUGUCCGAGCCCAUCCGCUGGAAGCUGCUGAUGCUGGGGCUGCAGCUCCUCUUCGGCUUCUUCGUCCCGCUGGUGUUCAUGAUCUUCUGCUACGCGUUCAUCGUCAAGACCUUAGUCCAGGCGCAGAACUCGAAAAGGCACAGGGCCAUCCGCGUCAUCAUCGCGGUGGUCCUCGUGUUUCUGGCCUGCCAGAUCCCGCACAACAUGGUGCUCCUGGUGACCGCCGUGAACCUGGGCCGGACGGACCGCUCGUGCAGCGGCGAGAAGCUGCUGGGCUACGCCAAGAACGUCACCGAGGUGCUGGCCUUCCUGCACUGCUGCCUCAACCCCGUGCUCUACGCCUUCAUCGGCCAGAAGUUUCGGAGCUACUUUCUGAAGAUCAUGAAGGACCUGUGGUGCGUGAGGCGGAAGCAGAAGGCGCCAGGCUUCUCGUGCUCCCGGCUGCACUCGGACACCUUCACCUCCCGGCAGAACAGCGAGACCGCGGACAACGACAACCCGUCCUCCUUCACCAUGUGACGCCCCCCAGGCUCGGCGCAGACAGGAUGGAAAUGCACAGGGCCCGUGGAAAUGAAGCAAAAGCGAGUGGGGUCUUUCCUGCAGGAUCAGGGCCGCGGGUGCCCCGGGUGCCGGGGGGUUCCCACAGGGAGCACCCCCAGCUCACCAGACCGGGGAUGCCCUGCACCCCUGUCCCUGAUGGCUGGCAUUCCACAAAGCAGGCUUUGGGAAGCGCUGGAUGAAAGGGAACUGCUUACAAGCGGGAACACUUUCAGGAAUGUUCGCAAGGAAGCCUUCAACCGCAAUUUCUGGUCAUUGCAAAACAUCCCACGACUUAAAAACAAAAGGAAACAGGAGCAACCAUCAAAAACCCUCACAUAACUCAUUUAGGCAAAAGAUUAAACAUUUUACCAUCCCCAUGGAUACUGUUGGUCAUCAGAGCAGCAAAACAGGCUGGCUUGAGCUUUUUCUCAUUUCCUUGUGAUGCACUCAACUUGCAUGAGAUUGUAAAAGGGCAGAAGAAAAAACAAGCUCCGAGACCAAAGAGGUGGCUGCGUAAGUGCUGGUGAUGCGGGGCCCCAGGGGUCAGGCAGCUGUGGUCGUCACGGACGCCAGGAAGUACAGUGUGCUGUAUUUCUCUCCACGAUGGCCAUUCUCUAAAAAUCAGACGAAGGUGCUUAAUAAACACUUGUUUAACAAAACAUAAUAAAAUUGGGGCUUCUAGGACAGGCAAGAGUGCAAGUUGCUCAGUUGUGUCCGACUCUUUGUGACCCCAUGGACUACGCAGUCCAUGGAAUUCUCCAGGCCAGAAUACUGGAGUGCGUAGCCUUUCCCUUCUCCAGGGGAUCUUCCCGACCCAGGAAUUGAACUGGGGUCUCUUGCAUUGCAGGCGGAUUCUUUACCAACUGAGCUACCAGGCAAACUCCAGUUUGAGUUAGUUGUUUAAAUUUUUUUAAAAAUUAGUUUUAAAAAAUUAAAUUGUUUAGAAUACUUAAAAAAAAAAAAAAAAAGAAACCAGGAAACUACUGAGACAAUAAUGAAAGGGGUUUUGUUCCUUUCCAUUGCGGUGUUAGAGAGAGACGUGUGGAGUCUGGUCGUGACGAGCUUCAAAUUAGCUGGCAGAGAACUAGGGUCAUGUAGGUUUCUGCUGCUGUGAAGUGUUACCUGAAGUCUGAAGUUAACUGCAAAAUCAGAUUUUAACAACUCUCUCUGACUUCAUAGAAAGUUCAUAGGACUCAAAUUUUGAAAGUGUUUUAAUAUUUUGGCCACCUGAUGGAAAGAGCCGACUCAUUGGAAAAGACCAUGAUGCUGGGAGAGACUGAAGGCAGGAGGAGAAGGGGGUGACAGAGGAUGAGAUGGUUGGAUGGCAUCACCGACUCGAUGGGCAUGAGUUUGAGCAAGCUCCGGGAGUUGGUGAUGGACAGGGAGGCCUGGUGUGCUGCAGUCCAUGGGGUUGCAAAGAGUCGGACACUACUGAGUGACUGAACACCACCACCGCCAACAAAGUGGGAAAGUAUCAACACAUCUUAUGGAAACACAAAUGCGGGAAUCUGUGGUGGUCCAGUGGUUAGCACUGUUUUCACUGCUGAGAACCUUGGUUUGAUCCCUGAUAGGGGAACCAAGAUUCCCCAAGCUGCAUGGCCAAAAAUAAACAACCUCCCUGCCCCACCCCCCCAUAAAUGUGUAUUAGAAAGGUCCUGACAUGAACUGCAAAGAUACUGACAUGGUUAAUGCUGACCAGCAUGUUAUUUGAAACUUCCUCCUGUUCUUGCAAGCCUCAGCUGUGUCUCUAUAUGCCAUUCAAUGGGAUUUCUUAAGAUCCAAAGUCUGUAUUUUUAAAACAUGGAUUUCACUUUGCAAAAUAAAACUGUUCUGUGGGUGAAGUAGGAAUCGUCUUCCAGUCUCAGGGUUCUGACGGGAGACCCAGGUGUUCAGCAGUCCCAUGUCUUUCAAAUCUGUUACCAUGUGACUCUAGAAAUCAAAGCAGAGGAGGUGUCACUCAGAUGCCUCUUUCAGUCUGACCUGAGCCCUGAUGACAUCUGGGGAAGUGUGUUUCUAAACCCGCACAGAAGCUUCUCACAGCCCCUCUGCACCUGGCCCCCGAGGGGUGAAGCCUGCCUCUUUACGCAAUAACUCUUCUCAGAUUUCAGCCAUAAAGAAUAAAGAUGUUUUGCAAACUUGCUAUGUACUUUGUUUCAUUAAACAAAUGGGAUCCUUUUUCU